AUGCGGUGGCCACGCGGCCCUGGUGGACGGUUCCUGACGAGGGCGAAGGUUGCAGCUAUGGCAAAUGGUAUCGACGGCGAAGGUGACGAGGGAUGUGUGAAUGAUGCCAGAGUCGCUGCUACUUUCCAGGGGUACAUCAACACAGCCUUCGAUGCCCUGAUCGUAUUCGAAGCCUGCCUGUCCAGCAAACUGAUUCCCAUCUUCCGGCGACCUGAGAGCACAGAGCUAUUGGAACUGAUCCAGAGUGGAAAUGUGUUCGUUUAUAAUGUGGAGGAGUCGGGCAUAAAGCGCUGGAGGGACGACGUAUCCUGGAGCCCUGGCCGCGAACUCGAAAACUUCCUAGUCUACCGAGAACUAGAGCAACCAUCAAUGCCUGGCGUGAAGAAGAGGGAUUUCAAGAAGAACGGCUUGGUUAAGAAAACCAUCGGAAUUACCUACCAGAGCGUAACGUAUCGCCUGGUGAGCUACUAUAAGUGCGAGGACGUCAAGCAAGGCCGUUUUCUCUCCCCCUCUCAACACCCCGAGCUGGGGAGGAUUGCUCCUCGUGAUGAGCUCUUAACGCAAGAAUUCAGCCCCCCCAUCAACACCACUGGCGUGAACAGCACCCUUGAUCAUUUUCGUGCCCUAGCCCCAAUGACCUACGGCUGUUCCUCGCCUGUUGUCCAACAGGGCGAGAUCUCUAUGGACUAUUCCACCGAGAUUACAGGUUUUUAUUACGCACAUCAACACCCGCUCCUAUCUUACUUGCAACCGCAGUACGAGGAACAACAGCAUGCCAUACUCUACUUUUUGCCGUACUACUCAGGCGAACAAUUGGCGACACCAACUCAACCAUCAGGAGCCGACAUUCUUAUGCAGCUUAUGAAAGUGGAACUCUACAGCUUAGACUUGAACCGAUGUCCCUUGAGCAUGUGCUCUGACAACGUUCAGGACCUGGAGAAGGCCGACAUAGAAAGACACAUAUGA
Molecule: messenger RNA, 966 nt
Organism: Fusarium falciforme
Lineage: Eukaryota; Fungi; Ascomycota; Sordariomycetes; Hypocreales; Nectriaceae
Product: Transcriptional activator HAP2
Exons: 2
Coding region: 1-966 (321 amino acids)
Biological process (GO): regulation of DNA-templated transcription
Molecular function (GO): DNA-binding transcription factor activity; DNA binding
Source: RefSeq, a predicted model, not a curated record